UAUCCCUAUUGAGUGUUUUUUAACUAAAUUAACAUGGCUCGAAUGAACCGCCCAGCACCUGUGGAAGUUACGUACAGGAACAUGAGAUUUCUUAUUACACACAACCCAACUAAUGCAACGUUAAGCAAAUUUAUAGAGGAACUUAAGAAGUAUGGAGUUACCACAAUCGUAAGAGUAUGUGAAGCAACUUAUGACACUACUCUUGUGGAGAAAGAAGGCAUCCAUGUUCUCGAUUGGCCUUUUGAUGAUGGCGCACCACCAUCUAACCAAAUUGUUGAUGAUUGGUUAAGUCUUGUGAAGAUUAAGUUUCGUGAAGACCCUGGUUGUUGUAUUGCUGUUCAUUGUGUUGCAGGCCUUGGCAGAGCUCCAGUGCUUGUUGCCCUAGCAUUAAUUGAAGGUGGAAUGAAAUAUGAAGAUGCAGUACAGUUCAUAAGACAAAAGCGACGAGGAGCUUUUAACAGCAAGCAACUUUUGUAUUUGGAGAAGUAUCGUCCUAAAAUGCGGCUGCGCUUCAAAGACUCCAAUGGGCAUAGAAACAACUGUUGCGUUCAGUAAAACCAGGGUGCAUGAUGCCAUUGCUUGGAAGUGGAACCUGAGACACGAUGGAAUUUGUCGUACAUAGCAGAUAGCCCAGUUGACUUGGUGAAUAAGUCUGAUGAAGCUUCCAUAGGAGUGUUGAAAAGCAGUUUUACCAGGCCACAGGCCUGGCAGAAUUGCAGUCUCUGUUCAGGUUAUGAUCAACCUAUUUGAAUACUAGUAAAGAAUUCUUGCUGUUCAGCAUUAAUAUGUGCUUAUAAUUUGUACCAAUUGACCUUUCCUGAAAUCAUGCAGUAUUGAGUCAUGUCAUUAAAUCUGUUUCCAUGCCAGAAUCUUACCAAUACGUAAGAAAUUUAGAAAGACUAGGUGCCAAAAUACCCAGCACAAUACUUGUAUAUUUUUAGUAUCAUAUAGAACAAAUCCCAGGAACUAUGAACACUCUGGACCUUAUGUGGUUUAUUCCUUGCAUCAUUUCAAACAUAGUAGGGCCUAUGAGGUUUGUUUGCUCACAAUAUGUUUACAUCUCCCACAUUCAUACCAGUAUACAUCAGAUUUGCUCCCUUUUUAAUUAACCAAGUCUUACAGUGAUUAUUUAAUAUCUUUCUAUAAAUCUCAUUUUAUGUUGUAGAAGGCCUCCAUUUUGAAAAUCUACAUUGUACAGAAGCACAUGUCUUUAAUGUCUCCAGACAAAAGCCUUACAGUUCAUUUUAAUGUUUGCACUUUGGGGUGCAACUUACAGGGAGGGCCUGAAAAAAGAAUGGGAGGGGGCUAUUAAGUAUUUUUAGUAAAAUGUUGCCUUUGUCUUGUGCAGAACAUGUAGAAUAUGCGCUUUAAUUUAGUAAAUAUUUUUUUAAAAGGUAGAAAUACUUUGUUACUGUAACUAAAAUAAUUCUUAAUCAAAAUUUCUGAAAUUCUUGUAAUUUUUUUUCAUACUUACUGAAGUUGUUUACCGACUUAGUUUUGUUUGAAGUGUGAUUCCCAGCCUCUCGGAAAAAAAAAAGUGGGUUUCUGCUAAUGAAUUGAGCAGACAUUUAAUAUUUUAUAUACCUUUUGAGCUGUGUAACUUAAUAUUUGGAUACUUGACAAUUUGUUUUAUUAUGUAAUUGAUAAAAUGGUGAUGUGUAUUAACGUUAGCUCAACCAUAUAUUUAUACUGUCCGGGAACAAGUGGUUAUAGUUCUGUGGGAGAAAUAAUUUGUCAGUGUUCACCAGCUUGUAAGAAUCUAGUGCAAGAGCUUAAACAUUAAAUAAAUGAUGAUAUGCGUUUA
Dama dama (fallow deer) is the source of this 1804-nucleotide messenger RNA. RefSeq names its product protein tyrosine phosphatase 4A1 (gene PTP4A1). Gene Ontology annotation, biological process: protein dephosphorylation. Gene Ontology annotation, cellular component: nucleus. The coding region runs from base 34 to 555 and encodes 173 amino acids. The record is from RefSeq and is a predicted model, not a curated record. The transcript is spliced from 5 exons. Gene Ontology annotation, molecular function: protein tyrosine/serine/threonine phosphatase activity. Lineage: Eukaryota; Metazoa; Chordata; Mammalia; Artiodactyla; Cervidae.